GAAGAAAGCUUGCUGAAAAGUGACAGACAGAGCUGGACACUCCCAGGCUUCAUGUGAGUCUAAGGAUGUAAAGUGUUUGGGUAAUGGAGAGAGGUGUUCUGAUUUGCUUUAGUAAUCUAAAGAUGGAAAGAGCUGAGUCCUGAUGCUCUUUAGACCAGCAGGUUUCUGGACAGCACCCACCAUUUUCUUGAGGUUUCUGCUGUGCCGUAAUUCUCUGCUCACCUCGGCUUCACCUUGUGAUCCACCAAGGGAAAAGGAAGUGGAGAGGGACUAAAAAUCCCCCCCCCCCAAUUCAGCUCCAGUGUUCAGGGAUGGUGAUACAGUAAACGGUCACCUCAGAGACUGAAUUUGUUCCGUCUCACGUUGUCCAGUUGCAUUGGGACUUUGCCAGUAAUGUCCUUUGAGAUCUGGAAAAGAAAUGCCUAUAGGAGCCUUCCACCUCGGUUUUGAACCACAGCCACAACGGGCGACCAGAAACUGCCUCUGCUUGUGCCUGUGAAUUGAUUAACCACACCAAACCGGGGAACAGCAACUGUGCAGAAAUGCUGAAAUGCUUUGCAAGUUCUCCGGUGGGUGUGGCUGUCGGCAUUUCCCUCCUAGUCCUCUUGCUGGUCUGUGGGAUUGGAUGUGCUUGGCACUGGAAUCGCCAGGAAAGCACACCAUUUACCCUACCGAAGUUCAUGCAAAGAAGAAGCAGCAGGCAGAAAGACUUCACGAAAACCAUCGGCUUGAGUGCCUACGUGACUGGCCCAAGCACUAAAGCCUCAGUGGAAAGCAAAGGCCACAAAUCUACUGCCAAGAGAAACAAGAUGCAUGGCAACUAUGAAAAUGUGGAAGUGUGCCCUCCCCGCACUGAAGGGACAACUGAGAAGGCUCUGUAUGAGAACACGCAGCCGUCUAAUCUCGACGAGCACGUCUACGGGAAUCAAACGGACCCCCUCUAUUAUAACUUCCAGAAACCUAGCCCUCCUCCGCCUCAAGAUGAAGACAUAUACAUCCUUCCAGAUUGCGACUAGCUUUUCAACAAACUGAGACUCUUUGCUGGAGGGAAAACUGAUCACCAGGCCUCCGAGUGGACUGAUGUCGUCAUGAUCAAGUUAUUCUGAUGAAAUCACUGGUCUCUUUCCUAUCACCACCCUUAUAAAUCUUCACUACGAGGAUUUAUAGACAAGUUCUAGAACGCACCCCCCGUGUGCCCUGCCUUCAAUUAAAUCUGUGUUGUAUCAUAUUCAUUUUUCUUUUGAUAUAUUUCCUGUAACCACUUUCCUUUGUUCCUUCCUCGACCAUCUUUUGAGGCUCAGAACUAUUGCAGUCUCCUAGCAGGUCAUCCUUCUGUGCUGAGGGGCUAACCCAAGACGGUUCACAUGCCAGGUAAGGGCUCAACCGCUGAGCCACAUCUCUAGCCUGGUCUUCUGAGUUACAUCUUAAUCAGUAGCCUGUGACGAGGCAGGUUGAUCUUCAGAAAAUAUUCUAGGAGGUCACAUCAUUAAUCUGCCAAAAUUAAAAAAUAAAAAAAAAUAAAAAAAACUGUGUUGUUUGCAAAAGAUGUAAAGCUCAAAACCCUAAGUCCAGAAUUCAUGACUUUUUCACUCACAACUUCCUUUGCCAGUUAUGUUCCCCCCCACCGCUCACUUCUUUGCUUGCUUCUGUGUCAUCUCAAGGCUGCCAAGUCCCUCUCGCUGCUCCACGGUGUGACCGGUCUGCCUCUCAGGCCUGCCUCAGGUCAUACCUUCCAUCAUCCCUCCUUUCAAACCCACACUUCCCCUUUUAGACCUCACUGUCUGUUUUCUUUGAGCAUUUGAAGGUAUGAAGGUUUGCUGUGCAUUUCACUACUAAUGUAAUACGAGGAUUCUUUAGUUGCAGUCAAACAGCGAUGGAGUGGUGCUUAGUAAUACUUUUAGACCCAAAGACAUCGUAUGAGAAACCAAAAAUCUGGUUAACUGAAAAAGACAUGAAUCUUGCAGUUUGUCAAAUAGUUUUUAAGAAGACUAAUAAAUUUACUAUUUCUAAAUCU
This is a messenger RNA of Mus pahari (shrew mouse), 2014 nucleotides long. RefSeq names its product GRB2 binding adaptor protein, transmembrane (gene Gapt). Bases 543 to 1016 code for a protein of 157 amino acids. Lineage: Eukaryota; Metazoa; Chordata; Mammalia; Rodentia; Muridae. The record is from RefSeq and is a predicted model, not a curated record. The transcript has 3 exons. Gene Ontology annotation, cellular component: membrane.